UAUAAACAAACCCGAGUUGAAAUAAAUGGCGCUGUUGGAGGCGGCACCUGCAGAUACCGCUUGGCGGAGAUGUCAGACACGGACAGCGAGGAAGCGGCGGCGGCGGCGGCGGCAGCAGCAGCAGCCAAGCCCUUCUCCCUGGCCGCAUUGCACUUCGGCAACAUUAACGACCACGGCCAGCUCGAGGGAGAAGAGCUCUUCGACGAGGAAACAAAAAAACGUUUGGCUGAUCUAGGGGCAAUGGAUCUGGGGAACUACAUAACCGAAGCCACAGCCGGUGAAUAUGAUGCUUCUGUGGUAGAUGAAGUCCAGAUGGAUGAGGAAGGCUGGGUUAAGAGUAAUGACAAUGCUGUUGAUUAUUCUGACAUUACCGAGCUGGUUGAAGAUGAUGUCCACAGUGGGCAGGCGGUAUGCAGCCCUCAGCUAGUUGUGAGGGCAGGUGGUGUUUCUGUUUCUGGCUCUGAAGAAACCAGUUCCAGGCUGAUGGCUCCUUCGCCACCACAUCCAGCACUGGUGAAGGAGGCUGAGGAACAGGACACAACUUAUUUUGGGAAUGAAGACAGCGAGAAUGCCAUCCAGCAGCCCACCAUUUCCUCUUCCGAAUCUGAGCAGCAGUCCAAGGAAGACAAGUCUACAUUUCCGCUUGCAGGGAUAAUGCAGCAAGAUGCCACCAAGCAGCUGCCCAGCGCCACAGACCUGUUCCCUGAAUUCCGGCCAGGCAAGGCGCUGCGAUUUCUGCGCCUCUUUGACCCUGGCAAAAAUGCCCCAUCUGUCUGGAGCACAGCCCAUGGGAAGCUCAAGAAGAAGAAGAAGCACCAGAAAUCAACUCAGAAAGUACAGUUCCAGAAAGGAGAAGCUGCUACUGAGGAAGGCACAGAAGGCAAAUCGUCCUGGGAGUACAAGUUUGCCCCAACUCCUCCUCCGGAGCAGUGCCUUUCUGACGAUGAGAUCACCAUGAUGGCACCGGUGAAGCCCAAGGCCUCCCAGUCUACGAAAAACACGAAGGUGGCAGCCCCCACGUCCAAGGUGGCUGAAUGGCGCCAUGGGCCUGCCAAGUUGUGGUAUGACAUGUUGGGCGUCCCCGAGGACGGCAGCGGCUUUGACUAUGGUUUCAAGAUGAAGGAGCACAAAGAGGAGGAGGAGACUCCUAAGGCUGAGAAGGACAAUCUGCUGUCAGAUGAGGACUUCCUCAUGGUGACCCAGAAGCACUGGGAGGAUGACGUGAUCUGGAACGUGGAUGACAUCAAGGAGGAUCCCAAGGCAAAGCAAGCGAGGCAGGAGGCCUGGUUGCCGUCCAGUAUGAAGACAGGUGCCGCCACCACCAGCACCCAGCAAGCAAAUCAGGAAGAAGGCAAGCCGUGGUACUCUAUUUUCCCCAUUGAGAACAGAGAGCUCAUUUAUGGCCGUUGGGAGGACAACAUCAUCUGGGACCAUGAGGCAAUGGAGAAUGUCUUCACUCCAUCGGUUAUGACACUUGACUCAGACGAUGAAAAUCUAGUCCUGGAAAUUCCUGAGGAGGAGGACGAGGGGAUGUUGAACACUCCUUCUGAAAAUAAGAAAAAACCUUCUCAAAGGAAUAGCCGGAUUCUCCUGAUCAAGACGGGAGUUAUUCAGGAGGAGGCUCAACAGAAUAUGUCUGACCCAGAGGUGAAGGACCCCUGGAACCUCUCGAAUGAUGAAUUUUACUAUCCAAACAAGCAUAGGCUUCAUGGAACCUUUGGAGGCAACAUCAUCCAGCACUCAAUUCCUGCAGUGCAGCUUCAACAGCCCUUCUUCCCCACCCACCUGGACCCCACAGAGCUUCGCCAGCUGCACCGGCCCCCCUUGAAGAAAUAUUCCGUUGGGGCCUUGUCCCAGCCUGGCCCCCAUCCAGUGCAAUCACUACAAAACCACAUCGAGAAGAAAGCCAAGAUGAGAAGGAGUGCGCUGCAAGCCUCUGGUGGUGGGGAGAUGUUCUUCAUGCGCACUCCGCAAGACCUCUCAGGCAAGGAUGGAGACCUUAUCCUAGCGGAGUACAGUGAGGAGAACCCCCCCUUAAUGAUGCAGGUUGGCAUGGCAACCAAGAUCAAGAACUACUACAAGCGGAAGCCGGGUAAAGAUUCAGGUCCCCCUAAGCAGCCAUAUGGGGAGACCACCUACUGCCAAACCUCCCCCUUCUUGGGUUCUCUUUACCCAGGCCAGCAACUCCAGGCAUUUGAAAACAAUCUCUUCCGGGCUCCGAUUUAUCAUCACAAGAUGCCGGAAACAGACUUCUUAGUUAUCCAGGAUCAGAAUGGUUACUACAUCCGGGAUUUGCAGGAUAUCUUUGUGGUUGGACAGCAAUGUCCUCUCUUUGAAGUUCCUCAACCCAACUCCAAACGUGCCAAGACUCACAUUCGAGACUUUCUCCAGGCCUUCAUAUACCGCCUGUUCAGUAAGAGAGACGAACCCCAGAGGAUCCGCAUGGAGGAUAUCAGGAACGCAUUUCCUUUGGUCUCAGACACCAGAGUCCGGAGGCAGCUGAAGCCCUGUGCAGUUUAUGAGCGCACACAGAUGUACUCAAACUGGUGGAAACUAAAGCCAGGUUUCAGGCUGCCCACCGAAGAGGAGAUAAGAGCAAUGGUGUCUCCAGAGCAGUGCUGCGGCUAUUACAGCAUGAUCUCUGCCGAACAGCAUUUGAAGGAUGCAGGUUAUGGGAUGAAAUCCUUCAUUGCCCAAGAAGAAAAAGAAGAGGAGGGAGAGCAGCAAGGAGGAGAAAAGGAAGAAGAAAGCAAUCUGAAGAUAGAUGAUGAGAUACGCUGUGCCCCCUGGAACACUACGCAGGCCUUUAUUGCAGCAAUGAACGGGAAAUGUCUCUUGGACGUGACUGGAGUGGCAGACCCUACAGGAUGUGGAGAAGGAUUCUCCUAUGUGAAGAUCCCACACAAGUCAUCUCAGCGGAAACAGGACGACAAGCCGCUCCAGAAGAAGACAGUGACUGGGUCGGAUGCAGAUCUCCGGCGUCUGCCACUCAAAAGUGGCAAGCAGAUGCUGCGACAGUUUGGAAUUCCUGAAGAGGAGAUCAACAAGCUUUCCCGCUGGGAGAUUGUUGAUGUCGUGCGUGCGAUAUCCACAAAGCAGGCUCGCUUUGAUGAAGAAUUGACAAACAAAUUUGCCCGUGGUUCUCGCUUCUCUGCAGCAGAGCAGAAGGAGAGGUACAAGGAGAACUGCCAACGCAUCUUUGACUUGCAGAACAAAGUUCUGGCGUCCACUGACAUCUUAUCUACAGACACUGACAGUAGCUCUGCUGAGGACAGUGAUGUUAAGGAGAUGGGGAAGGAGACUGAGAGCAUGGUACAGGACAACAAGACAAGUAUCAACCACAAGGAGAGGAGUGUGAAGAACCAGAAGGACGGAAAAGAGCUGUCCUCCACCCCUGGCAACCCAGGAGAGCCAAGCGAUAGCAGUGGCAUGGCUUCUGCGACCAGCCCUGGUCCUGCCACCACUUCCGCCCCCCGCUGCUUGAAAAUCUUCCGCACUUUCCGCGAUGAGGACGGGAAGGAGUACGAGAGAUGCGAGACGGUCCGCAAUCCAUUGGUCAUCAACGCCUACAUGAAGAUAAGGAAAACCAAGGAUGAUGAGUUCAUCCGGAGGUUUGCCAUCUCAGAAAAGCAGCGUCAGAAGCUGCGGUGUGAAAAGCGCCAGAUUCAGUUGAAGUUGAUGCGGCUUAAACGAAAGAAAGAGAAGGAGCAGCAGAAGGCUCCUCCCAAGAAGAAGCUCAGGUUGGAGAAGAUUAAGUGUGGUGCUUGCGGGUCCAGUGGGCACAUGAAGAACAACAAAAUCUGCCCAGCCAAACUGCCCUCCAAGCCUGUCGCCAUGACGGUGGAGCAGGAGGAGGAGCUGGAGAAGACCAUCAUCCCCACCGAUGACAGUGAGCUGAUCAAAGUGGAGGGAACCAAGAUUGUCUUAGGGAAGCAACUCGUUGAGAGCGCGAAUGAAGUUCGCAAGAAGUCUUUAGUCCUGAGGUUCACAAAAGAACAGCUUCUGCAAAAGAAGGAACAGGGCUCUGGAACCACGGCUGCUUGUAGCUCCUUAAACCAGCCUCAGAAGUCCAGCCACCAGGGGAGCACCCCCCCCAUAGAGAUACUGUCUUAUAUCCUGGAAGGCAUUAUCAACGAAAUGCAAGAACUUCCAAAUACAUGUUACUUCCACAAGCCUGUUAGCAGGAGGGGUGUCAGAAAUUAUCGCAAGAUCAUCAGCCGACCAAUGGAUCUGUACACCCUGCGCCAGAAUGUCCGUAAGCUCUCUUACAAAUCGAGCAAAGAAUUCCGAGAGCACCUGGAGCUGAUUGUGAAGAACAGUGCCACGUUCAAUGGGCCAGAGCACAAGUUGACUCAGAUUGCUCAGUCAAUGCUGGACUUCGGUGAUCAAAAAUUGAAAGAGAAGGAAGAUAAACUGGCUCGUUUGGAAAAGGCAAUUAAUCGCCUUCUGGAUGAUGUUCAUCAAGCGACCUUCUCCUAUAUUCUGGACAAGAUUGUAUCCCAGAAGAUAAAGGCUGUUCCUCAUGCCAGGCUCUUUUUCCGUCCUGUAAACAGGAGACGCGUGCCAAAAUAUUACAAAGUCAUUGUCAGCCCGAUGGACCUGAGGACUAUCAGCAAGAACAUCUCCAGACAUAAAUACCAGAACCGAGAAGUCUUUAUGGAUGACGUGAAACUGAUCCUUGCCAACAGCAUUAAAUACAAUGGUCCUGACAGCCAGAACACAAAAACAGCUCAAGAGAUGGUGGACAUCUGUUACAAGGCACUAGGAGAGUAUGAUGAGCACUUGACCCAGCUUGAGAAGGAUAUCUCUGCUGUUAACAAAGCAGUCUUAGAGGAGGCAGACCUGGAGAGCUUUGGCCCAACCAUCUCUCAGCCCUGUAUGCCCCAGAAAGUGGAAGGUGAAAACAGAGACUUGGGUGAAAAGGAAGAAGGUUCAGUGCAGCAGCCUCAGGCCAGCAUGCAUUAUGAAGACUUGACCCUGUCAGAUAACGAGGAGAGUGACAGCAGUGGCAAGGAAGACGAUGACACUUUCACACCAAUCCAGCAAAGUGAAAGUAGCAGAGAUUCAGGUGCAGGAUCCUCUGCAGUGAGACCGAGACAGCCUUGUGUUCUUCAAGAGAAUGUGCAAAUAGACAAAGACAACAAAGACAGCAUGAUGUCGUAUGAGGCAGCAGGGAAGAUUUCACAUGCCAUGGAGUAUAGCAGUGCCAGUAGCCACGAGGACGAGGAAGAAAGUGACGACCUCCCUUCCAUUGCAGGAGAUAGUGAUCUGGAUUCAGAUGAAUAAAACACUUUAUUGGGGAUCAUGAUAAGAUUGCAUCAUGGUCUCAGUGUAUAGAUUUUUCAUUGUUAUCCAAUGAAACGCUGCUGCUAAACUAAGACACUUGUUGUUGAUUCAUUCUUUUAUGAAUCAAUACUGUGUUUAGGAUGUAUAUAAAGGUAAAUUAAAAAUUACCCUUAACUGCA
This is a messenger RNA of Podarcis muralis (Common wall lizard), 5465 nucleotides long. RefSeq names its product TATA-box binding protein associated factor 1 (gene TAF1). Gene Ontology annotation, molecular function: RNA polymerase II general transcription initiation factor activity; histone acetyltransferase activity; TBP-class protein binding. Gene Ontology annotation, biological process: transcription by RNA polymerase II; RNA polymerase II preinitiation complex assembly. The record is from RefSeq and is a predicted model, not a curated record. NCBI's taxonomy places the organism in Eukaryota, Metazoa, Chordata, Lepidosauria, Squamata, Lacertidae. Gene Ontology annotation, cellular component: transcription factor TFIID complex.